AUACUAAAAAUUAUUUAUAUUUGGCUUGAGAAUACAGUAAAAAAGAUUCACAUUCCUAAAUUACGUAUAAUUAAGUACUAAAUGACACAGUAUAGAACAUGCUAGACCGUUUAGAGUUUUCUUUUGGUUUUUUUUUUGAGACGGAGUUACGCUCUUGUUGCCCAGGCUGGUGUGCGAUGGUGUGAUCUCGGCUCACCUCAACAUCCGCCUCAACCUCCGCCUCCCAGGUUCAAGCGAUUCUUCUGCCUCAGCCUCCAGAUUAGCUGGGAUUACAGGCAUGCGCCACCACGCUCGGCUAAUUUUGUAUUUUUAGUAGGGAGGGGGUUUCUCCAUGUUGGUCAGGCUGGUCUCGGACUCCUGACCUCAGGUGAUCCGCCCGCCUUCCGCCUUGGCCUACCAAAGUACUGGGAUUACAGGCGUGAGCCACCGCUCCCGGACCUUUUUUCUUUUUUUGAGGCAGUGUCUCACUCUUGCCCAGGCUGAAGUGGAGUGGUGCAGUCACGGCUCACUGUAGCCUCAACCUCCCGGGCUCAAGCGAUCCUCCCACCUCAGCCUCCUGAGUAGCUGGGACUAUGGGCACGUACCACCAUGAGUGGCUAAUUUUUGUAUUUUUUUGUAUUAAUUUUGUAAUUUUUUUGUGCCACUGCAUUCUAGCUUGGGCAGCAGAGUGAGAUGAUCUUCUUGUCUCUCUCUCUCUCUAAAAAAAAAAAAAAAAAAAAAGACAUUAUUCCGAGGGUCAUUUAAAAUAUUUUUAUUGACAAUUGUAAUAAUUUGUUUAUUCAAACUGCCUUUCUGUUUCUUUAUAGUCAUGAAUUAUUGGCCAUAAUAGUUGUGUUACAUUUUAUAUAGAUUUGAAUUUCACACUUCUUAUUUUUAUGCAGAGAGAAGUCACAGGCAAUAUUUUCACCAAACGAUGGUUUUAUUUUAAGGCUCAAAGUCUUACUUAGGCUAACAUCUUACUCUAUUUAUUAACAGACGUGAUUAAUGUUUCUCCCACUGGCUCAUUCAUUCCUUCAAGUAAAAAUAGAUUUACAUUUUUGUAAUGUAAUCUUGCAUUCUUAUGUAAUGUAAUGUUGCAUUCUUCAUAUGACAGUAUUGCAUAAUGGUUAAGAACCUGGACUUUGGCUUCACCAUUUAGUAGCUAUUGGGUCUGUGACAAAUUACUUCUCCAAACCUCUCUUUCUUUAUAUGUAAAAAUCCUACUGUUUAUGGUAAUUGUGACAGUCAAAUGAGCUAAUACUAAGUGCUGAGUACAGGGUUUGGCACACAGUAAAAGCUCAAUUUUGCUAUUAUUACUGUUAUAUAUAGAUAUUUGGGUAGCUUUCAGUUUGUGGGGGAAGUGUCUGCCAUUAUUGUCAAAAUAAUGCAGGACUGAGGAAGCCAGGUAUAAGUUCAGAAAUCAGGCAGCAUGGCAGGGAUAUGCAGAAAGCAGUUUGCUGGGUUUCUUUGCCUCUGCUUCCAGGCAGAGUGAAUGACAGCCCUGCAGCAGCAGAAGUGGUUCCAGCUACCCAGAUGGCUUGCAGUUUUCCCACAUACAAACACUAUGGGAUGCCUGAUCAUUGUCCCAGUUAUUCCUAGUUCUUGUAGCUAGCCCUCAUACUCUCCCAGCUCUUAUGUUGAUAUUACAACAUGGUGGGAUCGGGAGGAUGGAAGGAAUACUAAAUGUUAGUGUUGUUUGGAGCUAAAGCUCAGUUCUUCAUCUGAGCCACUUUGUAAGGCCAACUAAGAUAACUGUGGUGAACAUCUCUUCUGAGCAAAAAAAAAAAAAUGGACAUUAUAUGGUCUGACAGGAAUUUUGUGCUUUUUCCAAAUGUGAGAGGCAGACUAUGUAAAAUAGUAUAAUUUUUGGAACACAUCUUAAUAGUCAUAUGGGAACAAUAGAAUGAAUAUUUUGAAAUUGUACUAUUUAAAUCAAAAUUAGAUGCCAUUAAAAUUUUGGUUCCACAGUUGCAUUAGCUGUAGUUCAAGUGCUCAGUGGCCACGUGUGGCCACUAUAUUAUACAGCAUAGAUAUAGAACAUUUCCAUCUUCACAGACAGUCCUAGUGAACACCAUUGCUCUAGAAUAUGUGGUUUGUAUAGUUAUAGACUUUUAGGGAAUAGUGCAAUAUUGGACCAUAUGCCUUAUAAUACAUUUUUAAAAAUCAAUUCACUACAAUUCUCUCUUAAUUCCUCCAGCAUGCUGUGAUGGGCAGUGCAAAGAGCACAGGAUCAGACCUCAGAGCCCUCUGGUUCAGAUCUUAGUUUCCAUACUGACUUGCUGAGUGACUGUGAGCACCUCUCCUAGCCUUGGUUGCUUUUUCUAUGAUAUAAGGGACUUGGGCCAAGUAAGGAAGUUGGGCCAAAAUGUUUUGGAGCUUUAAAAUUCAGUGAUUUCAUAAGUCUUUUUCCAGAAACACUGAGCUCACAGAUCCUACUUUGAUCAAAGACUUGUUUGAGAAACGCUGACCUCUGGCAUAGAUAACUGUCAGCAGGAUCUCCCUCUGAUGUCUCAAUAUUUUCUGCUCUGUGUACAAAGCAUGAGGGGCUCUCAACCAAUCAGGAUCCUCUACCCAGGGAUCCACCAACUAGGUACUUUGGUUUUGCAUGAUUAUGCAUGUAGAUGUAUUGCAUGCAAGUCUGUGCUGUUGGAAAUUUCAUGCUUCUCUUUAUAAAGGAACUUGUUGAAUUGACAUGGGUUAGUGACUCUCCGGGGGUGUUACACCAUGAAGUGUGGUAGUGUCAAAGGGAGUUCUUGGCAGUUAAAUUCCUCAGCUAGAUUAUGAAGGACAGUGGUCUUUGGACUUGUGGGCUGCUCAGGUUUAGAAUGAUUUGGUGUCUUAGCUUUUCCCCAGCAUUAGCCAGAAUUGAACCCACUACAUUCAACCAGCAGCUGCCGCUCAACACCUGUGCUGGCCCUCUGCCCCCUGCCUGUUGUGGUCAGGGAGAUGUGUUCUUUUUCAGAAACAUCUUUGUGUUUAGCAGCUUUAGACAUUCAGACAAGAUAUUGCUAGCCUGGCUGCUCUUGGUGGAUUUUCUUUUUCUCUAAGGACCUGAAGAGGUCAUUAGGUUGAAUAAGAGCCAUUACUGACUUUUCUUGCUAAGGUACUAAUCAGGAUUUGAGGAGGAAUCUGGGUCUUCCAGAAAAUCAUAAGUGUAGACUCCUAGAUCCUUGAGCUGCCUGUCACUGAUUGGCUGCGUCCUUGGACAAGGCCCUGACCUUCUCUGAGCCCUAAUGCUCUGUAAACCCUUCCUCUCCAUCUGGGAUCACGAGGUGGAAUGUAAAAUGAAUGUUUUUUCAGCUUCGAGUUUUCCUAUAGAAACAAGAGUUUGCACUGAGUUGCAAAUGACUAGUAUUCCUAAAAAUAAAUAAUCAAGGCUAUGACUUCAAUAGCUAGAAACAGCCUAGAAUAGCUUUCUGUUUCACUUGAGGAAGCUUUUUACCUCUUUCAAAUGCACCAGGACAUUUUUGCAGUCUUUAUUUUAAUUAAAGCCCAUUUAUUUUAAAACACAUUAAAAUAUGGGUUGUAUAUUUUAGCAGUUAUUUUAUAAAGAAUGAAAUAGGAAAAUUUUGGAAAAGCCUUGGUCAUCCUUGAUGUUUCUGUUGUGAUCCUGCGUGAUGUUUAGCACUGUUCUAUUGAAUGUGUUCUGAUACCAUCAAUAACUAAAGUUCUUUUUAUCCUCUUUUCCCCCUUUCUUCCUCUGGUCUUUCUCUUUCUUAUUUCUUUCCCUUCUGCUUCCUCUUCUUUAGUUUGACCUCACUGUCCAGGGCCCAUGUGGAAAAAGGUUGCUGUUUUCGGUUAGUCUGGAGGAAAAUCCUAUGAUUCACUCCCUUUCCCACCCACCUUCUGGUGGGCCGUUUGUGGCCUUAAGUUAGCAGUGUGUGUGUGUGUGUGUGUGUGUGUGUGUGUUGCGCACCCUCCCCGCGGGCACACCCGCCUGCAAGCCUGGUGUGUGUGUGCGCGCGCGCGGCUGCAAGCGCAUGCAUACGCCAGCCGGGCCGUCUGUUUGUCAACGUGUGUGUGUGUGUGUGUGUGUGUGUGUGUGUGUAUGCACACAGCGCGCACAUACAGCAGCACGUUUGCCUAAAAGCCGUGUGUGUGUGUGUAGCGCACGCACACACGCCCGUGCUGCGGCCGGGGGGGGGGGGUGCGCGUGCGUGCGGGCGUGCAGCGCGCGCCCUCGCCAGCCCGCCUGGCCGUGGGGCUUUCCCUCAGGAAAGCGGGGCUGAGGGCAGCCCUGCAGCGCCGCUCAACCUAGUGCGCGCCCAGUUGUUUCCAUAGGAACCGCGACCGCGCCGGGCCCCUCCAGCGGAGGCCCCCGUGCGAGCAUGCCCAGUGCAAGCCGCUAGUUUGGCUCCAGUCUAGGUUUCCAGUAAGUGGCAUGCGGGACUCCGGAGGGAUCCCAAUGAGCUGAGCCGAGAGCCUUUGUGUGCAGAGGGAGGAGGAGGAGGCGGCGGCGGCCGCCGGGCUGGAGACCCCGCCCGGGGAGCCCCCAGCAGGAACAAUGCUAGCCUGCCUGACCCGAGGGAACUUACUGGACGUCCUGCAGGAGGGCUUCAAUGAGCAACAGCUGCAGGCCUAUGUGGCCUGGGUGAAUGCACAGCUGAAGAAGAGACCAGCAGUGAAGCCUGUGCAGGACCUGCGACAAGAUCUCCGGGAUGGGGUGAUCCUGGCAUAUCUCAUCGAGAUUGUUGCAGGAGAAAAGCUGAGUGGGGUACAGCUGAGUCCCAGUAACCAACAGGAGAUGAAGAAUAAUGUGGAGAAAGUGCUACAGUUUGUGGCCUCUAAAAAGAUUCGUAUGCACCAGACUUCGGCUAAAGAUAUUGUGGAUGGAAACUUGAAGUCUAUCAUGAGGCUGGUCCUUGCCUUGGCAGCUCAUUUCAAACCUGGCUCUAGCAGGACGGUGAACCAAGGACGGGACUCCAGAGCCCCUCUGCAAAGUCACCGACCACACUGUGCCACUGCUGUUGCCCAGGGAGCAGCUGCUGCUCUGGCCGAUGUGUGUCAUGACAUGUCCCGAUCAGGACGGGAUGUCUUUCGAUAUAGACAGAGGAACAGCAGCAUGGAUGAGGAAAUUGAGAAUCCAUACUGGAGUGUGCGGGCCCUAGUUCAGCAGUACGAAGGGCAACAAAGGUCCCCGUCUGAAUCCAGCUGCUCCAGCCUGACUUCACCCAGUCCAAUCCACAGUGCAAAGAGCGAGUCCAUUAUAACCCAGUCAGAAGAGAAGGCAGAUUUUGUGAUUAUUCCCUCUGAAGGAAUAGAGAACAGAACAGAGGGGACAGAUUCUCCAUUAUCUCGAGACUGGCGGCCAGGGAGCCCUGGAACCUAUCUGGAGACCUCAUGGGAAGAACAGCUGUUGGAACAACAAGAAUAUUUAGAAAAAGAAAUGGAGGAAGCAAAGAAAAUGAUAUCAGGACUACAGGCCUUACUGCUCAACGGAUCCUUACCUGAAGAUGAACAGGAGAGGCCCUUGGCCCUCUGUGAACCAGGUGUCAAUCCCGAGGAACAACUGAUUAUAAUCCAAAGUCGUCUGGAUCAGAGUAUGGAGGAGAAUCAGGACUUAAAGAAGGAACUGCUGAAAUGUAAACAAGAAGCCAGAAACUUACAGGGGAUAAAGGAUGCCUUGCAGCAGAGAUUGACUCAGCAGGACACAUCUGUUCUUCAUCUCAAACAAGAGCUACUGAGGGCAAAUAUGGACAAAGAUGAGCUGCACAACCAGAAUGUGGAUCUGCAGAGGAAGCUAGAUGAGAGGAACCGGCUCUUGGGAGAAUAUAAAAAAGAGCUGGGGCAGAAGGAUCGCCUUCUUCAGCAGCACCAGGCCAAGUUAGAAGAAGCACUCCGGAAACUCUCUGAUGUCAGUUACCACCAGGUGGAUCUAGAGCGAGAGCUAGAACACAAAGAUGUCCUCUUGGCUCACUGUAUGAAAAGAGAGGCAGAUGAGGCGACCAACUACAACAGUCACAACUCUCAAAGCAAUGGUUUUCUCCUUCCAACGGCAGGAAAAGGAGCUGCUUCAAUCAGCAACAGAGGGACCAGCGACCUGCAGCUUGUUCGAGAUGCUCUCCGCAGCCUGCGCAACAGCUUCAGUGGCCACGAUCCUCAGCACCACACUAUUGACAGCUUGGAGCAGGGCAUUUCUAGCCUCAUGGAGCGCCUGCAUGUUAUGGAGGCGCAGAAGAAACAAGAAAGAAAGGUUCGGGUCAAGUCACCCAGAACUCAAGUAGGUAGUGAAUACCGGGAGUCCUGGCCCCCUAACUCAAAGUUGCCUCACUCACAGAGCUCUCCAACUGUCAGCAGCACCUGUACUAAAGUGCUCUAUUUCACUGACCGGUCACUUACGCCCUUCAUGGUCAAUAUACCAAAGAGGUUGGAGGAGGUGACGUUAAAGGAUUUUAAAGCAGCUAUUGAUCGGGAAGGAAAUCACCGGUAUCACUUCAAAGCACUGGAUCCUGAGUUUGGCACUGUCAAAGAGGAGAUUUUCCAUGAUGAUGAUGCCAUCCCUGGAUGGGAAGGGAAAAUUGUAGCUUGGGUGGAAGAAGACCAUGGAGAGAAUUAAUGCCAAGUAUCAGAUUGAGGGCUUAUGGAACCUGGUCACUCCCUGGCUGCUUCACUCAGGAAAGGGAACUAAAACCAGAAUACACUAAGAAGUUUCUAGUUUGUAUGCCAAAACAGAAGCUUCUCCAAGCAUGAUGGCCACAGGUCAGUCCUAUUUCUGUGCCUGGCAUAUCUGGUACUUAAAAUUCUGUCCAAAUGUAGACCAUGGGUUCAUCUGGAGUUCCUUGUCCGUGGGAACACAGUGUUCUAUUCUACUCUGAGGACAACAAACCGAAGGCCUUAAACGAUGGGGAUGGAUGAUCCCGCCUCUGUAGGGGCAUGGCUGCUAUUAUCUGGAAACUAGGAAUUGGAUGCAUCAUUCCUGUGUGUUACAGUAUUAUUUUAAUUGGCCUCAGUGGUUGCAGCAAUCAGAGUCCCAGCGUUUGUACUCACAGACAAGGCAAAGGUACCAGCUUUUCUGUUUCUUUGAACCUACUGCAAACCAAGAAUAACUCAUGAGGUGGUACCAAAGAUGAAAGCCCAGUCUUCAGUAAUCUUUUGAACCAGACGUGGAUGGUGCUGAAUUGUUGCUUGGAUGGAAAAAGGGCUGCCCAUAUUGUGCUACACUAUGCUAAAACUGUAAUUUAGUAAGACCUCGGGCUGCCUCUUCUGUCUUAACUGGUUCUGCAGCUUGUCCUUUUGCCCACAUAGGGCCUAUUUCAUGUACUGUUAGUUUUCUCUGGGGACUCUAACUUUAGAGCCAUUUCUUUUUCUUCAGACUGAUGAACUUUUGUUUGAAAGGCAUAAGGAGUGAAAAGCUCCUUGAAAAUCCAGGCGGGUAUGGAAAGGUGCUGCUACCCAUAUCUUUUUGACUUUCUUUGUUUCAUGACUUUAACUCAUGGCAUCUCCUUUGUAGUAAAAGGAGACAGACCAUUAAUUUCAGCAUUUCUUUGUGAUUUAUAAGUACUGAGCAUGAAGUACUUGUCUCCCCUCAUUUCAAGGCCAGAGUUAUUUUCUAUUUAUGUAUUAGUCUAGGCUGAUCCUUUAGGGCACAAUAGAAACCAUGGGGCGUGGAGCAUGAGUUGUGAAUCGCAGGGAUCAUUCUGGGUAAAAAAAAACCUAGAAUCAUUUCUGAUGUGCAACAUUGUCAAGUGAAGAAGCUAACAGUUCAACUACCGAGAUUAUUUGAUAACCUGGGUUUUCUCAUUCAUCCAUCAAGCACCAUCAACCAGUCAGCCAUUAUUAUUUAUAUAUGUAUUACCAAAAGCAGUCUGUCUGCCUGUGACCUCCAAUGUACACUGCCAAACACAAGAGUAGGACCCAUCUGUUCUGGGUUCUUGUCUCCAAUUCAUCUCCCCUUUUCAGCCAUUUCAACAAACUACUCUUUGGAGCUCUGAGAUGACAUCUUGUUGUUUUAUAUAGAUGUAUCUUUUAAAAAUAGUUCACGUUUGGAGAAUUCUUUUGUACUCAUUUGCUUUUUGUCUGAGGACCAUGUCUAUUUUUAUAACUGGAGUGUGAGUUCUGUAUCUUCUCACAUUCUGUAUACUGUAUCCAUUUUCUAGAGAACCCAGUAGCUUUUAUACAGUCUCUUCUUACCACCCCUUGUGGUUUCAGAACAAGCUUUAUUUUAUUACGAGUAUACUAAUGACAACUAAUUCCUGUUCCAAUUCUACCUGUUUUAGUUGUGAAGGUAGUUUUGUGUAAUCCAGUUGAUUGCUCCUCUGGCAGAGAGAAGGAGCUCAAAAGAUACUUGAUGUCUUUCAUGUAAGUUUACCUGGUCUUUUCCUAUUGAAGAAUUUUUCAUCAGAAACGACUGGGAAAGUUUGGGAAAGUCAGCAAAAGAAAGAAUGCAUUUCGAAAGCAAACAGAAGAAAAAGGUAUAUUCUCACAGUUUUUCCCCAGGAAGUCUGGAGAAAAAGUCCUCAUGUCACCAAUUUCUCUGUUGCAUGAAUUUUAGUGUUUUGCUAUAAGACAGCAUGAGGGGUAUCAGGCCAAAAUUCAUUAUUGUAUUUCCAAUACAGUUUGUCUUGAAUGUCUGUCUCUUAAACCAGUUUUUACUUGUCAGUUUUCUCUCAGCAAACAGUCUUACUAUUAUGUGGAAUUUAACUUUUCAGAGAAAAUUUCCAAAGUCCUCUACCUUAUUUGGCUUUUAUCUGUGUCUUUUGGAAAAGGAGCUGCAUGGCCUCAGUGCCUCCAUAAAAAGCUUAAGUUGAGUUCAUGGGAGAACAUUAAGAUCUUUUUUUUCCCUUUUAGCUCGGUAAUCUCAUGUACCACAGGUAAUGACCAAGCAUCUCUGCUAGAGGAUGUACCUCUCAUAACUCCUGUGUAAAAUGAGGAUCCUGUUGGUGAUCCUCAUUCCAGUUUCCAAAGCGAGAGGAGCCUUCUGAGCAGAAGUAUGCAAGACUGAUUCUGUUUGGAACAGUUUCCUACUUGGCUGCAUUCUAGGAGGCCUCCUGACUUAUUCAUAGUAUUGUCCCCUGGUGGCAUUGGUGUGGGGUAGCUUGUCCUGCUACUUGCUAAAGUUCUCUUUCUUUGAGAAAACUGAGGAACCAGAAUGCUUAGAGUUCAUAAAAUAAUCUCUAAACCAUGUUAGGUUAAAACAAAAUGACCAUCUCACAAAAACGAGUUUAGUUGAAUGCUCAAUUCCUUACAAAAUCUUCAUUUAAGGCUGAGUGUGGUGGCUCAUGCCUGUAAUUCCAGCACUUUGGGAGGCCGAGGCAGGAAGACUGCUUGAGCCCAGGAGUUCAAGACCAGCCUGGGCAACAUAGGAAGACUCCGUCUCUACAUAGAAAUUUUAUUAUAAAAGUAGCUGGGGAUGGUGGCACACACCUGUAGUCCCAGCUACUCAGGAGGUUGAGGUGGGAAGAUUGCUUGAGCCCAGGAGUUUGAGGUUGCAGUGAGCUGAUCAUGCCACUGCACUCUAGCCUAGGCUACAGAGCAGGACCCCAUCUCCAAAAAAAAAAAAAAAAAGUCAUUUAAAAACUGAAGAAUGUUCUCUUCUUGCUCAGUUCCCUAAAUUAGCUGGGGGGAUUGGGAUACUUUACAAUUUUUACAUUUUUAAAUUUGAAGAAUUUGUAUUAAACUUACUUGGUAAUGGCACUUCUACUUACUGACCAACUUUUCAGCUCUUUUUGACCAGGAUGGUUGCAAAUUAGGGAAAAUAUCUUUAUACUAUACAUCCAAUUCAAGAGGACUUUAAUUACUUAAAAGCAUUUAGGUCAUAAUUAAAAUUAUUUUCACUGUUUCCAUAAAAUAAGCAUUAUGAUUGCACACUCCUUCUACUGUCUGAAUUUAUGUAAGAGGUAUAGCUUGCUUAAAAUACAUAUAUAUGUAAAGUUAUAUUUUCUUAGAAACAUGGAUGUUUACAGCCAUUGCUUUCAAAGAGAUUAUUACUGUGUAUUCCCCCUGUUUUACAAUAUGUUUUCAUGAAGACUAUGUUACACCAGAGGCUUCUGAUUAUCAAAGUGAUAACCAGUUUUAUCUGCCGGUAUGUACCAGAUUUGUGAACUAAUUUAAAAAACCACAAACCAUGAAUAAAAUGGAGUUUGCAAACUAAA
Messenger RNA from Gorilla gorilla gorilla (western lowland gorilla), 10070 nucleotides. RefSeq names its product DIX domain containing 1 (gene DIXDC1). Gene Ontology annotation, biological process: canonical Wnt signaling pathway. The coding region runs from base 4484 to 6535 and encodes 683 amino acids. The record is from RefSeq and is a predicted model, not a curated record. Gene Ontology annotation, molecular function: protein binding. Gene Ontology annotation, cellular component: cytosol. The transcript has 20 exons. Lineage: Eukaryota; Metazoa; Chordata; Mammalia; Primates; Hominidae.